Messenger RNA from Hyphopichia burtonii NRRL Y-1933, 2172 nucleotides. RefSeq lists its product as uncharacterized. Gene Ontology annotation, molecular function: transcription cis-regulatory region binding; DNA-binding transcription factor activity. Gene Ontology annotation, biological process: regulation of DNA-templated transcription. Gene Ontology annotation, cellular component: nucleus. The transcript has 2 exons. The record is from RefSeq and is a predicted model, not a curated record. NCBI's taxonomy places the organism in Eukaryota, Fungi, Ascomycota, Pichiomycetes, Serinales, Debaryomycetaceae. Bases 1 to 2091 code for a protein of 696 amino acids.
AUGCAGUCAUACACCCGUGCAUACAACCAUUACAGUUUACAAAGGAGAUAUUUGCAUGUUACAAAACUGCAGGUUUCAUUUCAACAUGUGCAUGUUAGCACAAUAAUAUUACAGAUUGGAUACCAGAUAUUUACAGCUUACGUAUUUUAUACAGACCAACUGGAGAUCGGAGGAGCUCAAGCAUUACUUCAGUUAGGGACUAAAUUACAGAAAGAAGAGGAUUUAGAGGAAAACCAUUUAUCGGAUAUUAAUUAUGAACAAUAUAUUAAUCAUCAAAAUCAUGAAAAUCAUGAAACAACCGAUGAUGAUAAAACAAAUCAACAAAUAACUGAUGCAGUGGAAGCUGCAGUUAUGAGGUUUGUUGGAGGAACUCUUGAAACCGAUGGUAAGAAUCGGAAGACAAAGAGAAAUGACGAUGUUAUUUCAAAUCUUUCAGAAUAUCAAUGGGAUAAAUUUUUAGCAGAUGAAGUUGCAAAUCCAAAUGAUUCCAUUUUUGAUUCUUAUGAUUUAUCAACAAAGACAACGCCCAAGAAGAAAAGGAAGAGGGUUCAUACUGAUAUUGAUCCAGAACUAUCCAACUUAAAUUCAAAUGAAACCAACCCUACAACAACAACAACCGGCACAACAACAGAAAAUCAUGAACAUGAUCAAUUAGUUCAAGCAGCUAUAAUGGGAGCAGGAGAGUUAGCCAAGCAUUUAGGAUCAUCCGAAUUAAGUAAUUUACCACCAAACCAAGCCCAUCAAGUAUUAAUGGCUGCAUCAAACUCAUUACAACAACAUCCGAAUAAUGAAUCAAUAUCAGCAAUAAAUCAAUUAGCUCAAGCAGCAUCAUCGUUAUCAAAUAAAAGAACAAAGAAACCUUUGAAUAAAAAAGUUAAGCCUUCCGUUCCAAAACCAAAAUUUAAUGAAAACACCUCGAUUGAAUCAUUAAUCCAAGAAGCAAGCGAAAAGGCAUGUAAUUGGUUCAAUUCUUCCAUUGAUAAUUCGACUGGUCCGAGACCAUUUUCACAAGAAGAAAUCAAUGCGGUGGAUCAUUUUGUUGCUGGAUAUUGUCAUUUAAAUAAAUUGUCAAGACAAGAUGUUUGUAAUAGAGUUUGGUCAAAUGAAAGAACAAAAGAUAAUUUUUGGGAAUCUUUAACAAGAGUUUUACCUUAUAGAUCAAGAGCUUCAGUUUAUAAACAUGUUAAGAGACAAUACCAUAUUUUCCAAGUUAGAGCUAAGUGGUCAGUUAAAGAUGAUGAAAUAUUAAAUGAAUUGGCCACAACUAAAAUUGGUAAUUGGAAAGAAAUUGGAGAAAUUAUGAACAGAAUGCCCGAAGAUUGUAGAGAUCGUUGGAGAAAUUAUGUCAAGUGUGGUCAAAAUAGAGCUUUGAAUAAAUGGUCAAUUGAUGAAGAAACUAAGUUAAAAGAUAUUGUUGUUGAAAUGAUUUCAAAUUUUAGAGGCCACCCAAUACCAAUUAACUGGACUUUAGUCAGUGAAAAAAUGAAUGGCCAAAGAUCAAGAAUUCAAUGUCGUUAUAAAUGGAAUAAAUUAAUGAAAAGAGAAACAAUCCAAAGAAUUCAAUUAAUGAACAAUUCAACAAAACUUUGGUUAUUAACCAAUUUACAAAACUUAAAUUUUCAAAAUAUUCAACAGAUUAAUUGGGACUCGGUCUUCUCCAAUUUUAAUCAAGCAAUCAAAUCCGAUAAAAAAUUAAAUGAUAAUAUCAUAUUCAGUUCAAAUGAUUUAAUUAUUUGGUUUGAUAAAAUUAAGUCGGCAAUUAAAGAUCAUAAAAACUUACCCUUGGAUCAAUUACUCGAUAAACUAAUCAACCAUUUAUACAACAACUCCUUGGUUGAAAAUGAUCAAGCUUCAAAUUUAAACGACCAAUUAGAUCGCCAAAUUGAAAACGUUACUAAUGAUUUCAACUUAAAUAAUCCUCAAGUUAAAGAUGAAAUUAAAGUUGAAAAUGAUGACUCUAAAAAAAUCAAUAAUAAAGAUUCAAUAAUCGAUGAUGAAGCAACAUCGAUUGCGAAUGCUGCGGUUGCUGCUGUCUCGGCCAGCGUUAACGAUCAAGAUGCUCAACAUCAAGAGUAUAGUUUAUGGAGAUAAUUCUUUUAUUUUCACCACUAUUUCAAAUAUUUAAAUAACUAAUACAUACUAAAAACCUAAACCAGCUCAAUUCACUCUUUA